AUGCCAAAAACACGCAAUGUCAAGAUGAGUAAAGCCACGAAGAGGGACGACUCACUUCAGUCUAGGGUGUUACACCCAUACCCACCUGUCACUAUCCAACCUCGUCGCAAGAUGAUAUCACGCGCUGUUGCGGCCGCACAAUUCAAGCUCGCUGAGGAGGCUGGUCCCUAUUACCUUCAAGCGUGGAAGCUUGGGGAGAAGAAUGCUUUCCUCGACCGUUUCUACGCUGUGUGGUUCACCCUGUGGCCAGAGAUACCAAAAGACAAGGAUGACCUGGAAGCUGUCGCUGAUCGCAGGCGAACCACUCGUCGGCGUGAGCCUGCCACCAUACACUGGAAUGAUUUUUGCAAAGAAACCCUUCGUCGUCAUGAAGAAGAAAUGAAUGCUGAGAAAGAGAAAGCUAAACAACAAGAGGAAGUCAAAGAACGCCAAGUUCAAGCACAAAGCUACCUUGCGGCCCAACGUAAGAAGGUCUCUCAGCUCCAGAAGGACGCGGAGAUGCUCAAACAUGCACAGCUCUUGGCGGAAUUUGCUACAGAAAGUCAGCAAAGAAUGAUUGUCAGAUUGCAGUUGCCAAAUAUCAAGCCCGCAUUUAGGCAUUGUUCUGGAAAACUCAUUCCAUCCCCCCUCCGAAACUUGUAUACCUCAGAUACCACCGCUUCCGACCCCGCCUCUGAUGAAACGGAUGGUGCUGCACUCCAAGACGCUCCUUCAGACUGCGCGCCCCUCCAGAUAUAG
This is a messenger RNA of Psilocybe cubensis, 738 nucleotides long. RefSeq lists its product as uncharacterized. The record is from RefSeq and is a predicted model, not a curated record. The transcript has 4 exons. The coding region runs from base 1 to 738 and encodes 245 amino acids. NCBI's taxonomy places the organism in Eukaryota, Fungi, Basidiomycota, Agaricomycetes, Agaricales, Agrocybaceae.